This is a messenger RNA of Lasiosphaeria miniovina, 447 nucleotides long. RefSeq lists its product as uncharacterized. The annotation marks the transcript as partial. The record is from RefSeq and is a predicted model, not a curated record. The transcript has a single exon. Lineage: Eukaryota; Fungi; Ascomycota; Sordariomycetes; Sordariales; Lasiosphaeriaceae.
UACUUCCCUCAGCUCGCCAAGUUCGUCUUGCGAAUGCCGGGCACUAUCCACGAAGCCGUUGUCAGAAAUUUCGAACACCUAGUUACACAACAGCUAGAUAUUAUCAAGCAGAGUAACGACCAAGUCGCUGCCGAUUUCGCUCGGGGCGUAUCCGUAGUAGGAAGUCCCAAGAUUGAGAGCGAUGGUGGUUCCCAUUACCCAGACGGGUCGUUUGCGCACGAAGAUGCGGAGGUAGAAUGUGUUAUCUUGGAGGUCUCCCAUUCACAACAACGACAAGAUAUGCCAUUCCUUAUAGAUGACUAUAUCCUAGGUUCAAAUGGGCGGACCCAAGUCGUUAUUGGGGUUGACCUUGAAUACCGGGAGGAGAAGGGAAAAGAAGCCAGGGUCACUGUGUGGCGACCAAGAUAUAUUGAGGAAGAUGGGGAAGCCGUACUUGAAGCAGCUGAG